Anas platyrhynchos (mallard) is the source of this 1086-nucleotide messenger RNA. It is a transcript of the gene TMEM41A, whose product is annotated as transmembrane protein 41A. NCBI's taxonomy places the organism in Eukaryota, Metazoa, Chordata, Aves, Anseriformes, Anatidae. The record is from RefSeq and is a predicted model, not a curated record.
CCCCGGGGCCCGGCGCCUGCGUGCGGGGCCGUGAGGGGCCGGUCCCGGCGGCGUCCCGGGGCUGUCCCCGGGCCGGCAGCGGGAUGUGGCGGCGUUUGGCCGCGCUGCUCCUCGUCUUCGCGGCCUCCACGGCCGCGCUGUGGCUGCUGUCGGCGCGGCUGAGCGCGGGGAGCGCCCGCAGGCCGCUGCGGUUCCCGUCGGACCUGGAGGAGCUGCGGGAGCUGGCCGAGGCGCUGCGGGACUACGAGCGGGAGCACCGCGGCGCGGCGCUGGCGCUGUUCUGCGCCGCCUACCUCUACAAGCAGAGCUUCGCCAUCCCCGGCUCCAGCCUCCUGAACGUGCUGGCCGGGGCGCUUUUCGGGCCGUGGACCGGGCUGGUGCUGUGCUCUGCCCUGACCUCGCUGGGAGCCACCUGCUGCUACCUCCUGUCCGGCGCCUUCGGGAAGCGCUUUGUCGUCUACUGCUUCCCCGACAAAGUGGCCCUGCUGCAAGGGAAGGUAGAAGAGAACAGGAGCUGCUUGUUCUUCUUCCUGUUGUUCCUGAGGCUGUUCCCCAUGACACCAAACUGGUUUCUGAAUCUCUCGGCCCCCAUCUUAAACAUCCCUGUGUCCCAGUUCUUCUUCUCCGUUCUCAUCGGUCUUACACCCUAUAACUUCAUCUGCGUACAGACAGGAGCCAUUCUGUCACAAAUCAACUCUCUGGAUGCCAUUUUCUCCUGGGACACACUGCUCAAACUGCUUGCGAUGGCUGUGGCAGCACUGAUACCAGGGACCCUUAUCAAGAAAUACAGCAAGAAGCACUUGAAGCUGGAUGAAGACCAGCAUGCUCCGUUACUCAAUGGCAAGAAGAGCAUGUGAUGGCUCAGGCCCCAGCUGUUGGGGAACUGUCUCUCAAAAGCUGUGGGUCUUUGCCCGUGUGGGUCAUAUUCUGCAUGCUCUGUGCCCAUGUGGACCAAGGACAAUUGCAGUUUUUACUGUUCUUCUCAUCUAAGAGGAGGUAUAAUCUUGUUUUUAAUCAGUGUUUUACUGUGCAUGUAUCUGCACUGAAAAUUCUCUAUAAUGAAACUCUGUGAACACUUGAGGUAAA